Molecule: messenger RNA, 2244 nt
Organism: Peronospora matthiolae
Lineage: Eukaryota; Oomycota; Peronosporomycetes; Peronosporales; Peronosporaceae
Source: the annotation of a GenBank genome assembly
AUGGCGCAAAAGGGGUUUCGAGAGUUUAACGGAUGCCAUGAGCACAAUUUCCUGGCUACUACGAUGCUCGAUCAGACCCGCCGCUCGCGCCGCAAGCUCUACCAAGUCUGGUAUGACCUCCGAAACGCCUUCGGUUCGCUUCCGCAGCCCCUCAUGUGGCAGGUGCUCCGCCGGAUUGGUGUUGAGCCCCGGUUCAUUAACCGAUGCCAAGAUAUCUAUGAGGGGUCUGCUUUCGUGAUUAUGAAUGCGAAGGACGGGGCGACCGACCCGGUGCGACAGGAAGUGGGUGUCUACCAAGGCUGCCCCUUGAGCCCCCUUCUUUUUAUUGCUGCUCUCAUCCCACUGGUCCGCCGUUUGGAACUACUGGAGGAUGUCGGUGUGCCGCUGGCUGAGGGUGUCCGCCCGUGCACCACCGCUUAUGCCGACGACAUCAAGGUUUUCAGUGACAGUGCCGAUGGAAUCCGCCGCUGCCAUGACGUUGUCCGGAGGUUUCUCCAGUGGACGGGGCUGCGCGCUAACCCUGCCAAGUGUGCGAGCCUUGCGGUGACCAUUAAUGCUCGUGGUAACCCGACACUUGACGACAGUGUUCGGCUGGGGAUUCAUGGCGAUGUCAUUUCCCCGCUCACCCUUAAUGAGAGCUAUCGCUAUUUGGGGGUGGGCGAUGGUUUUGACCAUGUUCAGCACCGCCUCCAGCUCGAGCCAAAGCUCCAGCAGAUAAAGCGAGAGGCUGUGGCACUGAUGAAGUCUGGCUUAGCGGUGUGGCAAGUGGUGAAAGCGCUUAAGACUUACGUAUAUCCGAAGGUGGACUACGCGCUUCGCCACUUGCGCCCGCUUCGCUCUCAGCUCGAAGGAUUCGACUGUGCCGUGAAGCGUGGACUGCGACAUAUGCUGCGCCUGCCCCAGUCUUCGACCACUGAGUUCUUCUACGCGCCCACUUCUGGUGGUGGACUGGGCCUGCAGUCUCUAGUGGAGAUGCACCAAUCUCUGCAGGUGGCGCACGCAUGGCAGAUGUUGCACUCCAAGGAUCCAGCUCUAGUGGCGGUGGCGAAGGCUCAGGUCCUACAGGUCGUGCACAAACGAUACCGCCUAUUGAACGACCACUGGACGGGUCGAGACGACGAACUCGUACGUUUGUUUUUGAACUCCGAGCUCGCGUCGUCUCCCCACGCCACCAUCCAUCGCAGAUCGGGGGACAUCGCUUCGGUUUGGGUGGAUGUGCAGCGGGUGCUGUGCAUCCACCGUAUUACCUUUACUGAUCGCGCCGACGAGUCUGGUCAGGACUCGUUUGCGAUUCGCGUGCCGCACCACACCCAAUGGCUUGACCACAAGUCUGUUUUGCGGCACGUGAAGUUGCACAUGAUUCGACACCAGACUCGGUGGCAGAGUCUGGUGGACCAAGGCCGGACGGCUCGGGUUCACGGUGGACCCGGGUCUAAGUUUGUGCUAUCGGGAGCGGUCCUGUCUGAUGCUGAACAUCGGUUCGGCAUACAAGCUCGUCUAAACCAAGUGGACACGAACUCGGUUCUGAAGCGACGCCGUAUGCGGCCAAAUGCUCAUUGUCGACAGUCGGCCUGCUUGAGUGCGGAAACACUGGCGCACGUUUUGAAUCACUGUGCAUCCAAUAUGCAUUUAAUCCGCCAGCGUCAUGACACUGCACUCGAGCGAAUUGGUGUGGAGAUCAGGAAAGCGCUUCAACGGACCAAGUCGCAAGCAGAGUUACGACUCAAUCAGACGGUUCCUGAGUACACCGGUGCGGCUCUGCGUCCGGAUAUGGUGCUGAGGGACGUAAAUGCCAAGACCAUGGUGAUCGCUGACUUGGCAGUCACCUUCGAGACCCAUGGUGCUGGAUCUCGCCUUUCCUCGCUGCAGUCCAGCUAUGACUUCAAGAUGCUCAAGUACAAGCCUAUCGCCGAUGAACUCCGGCUGAAGGGGUGGAGAGUGGAGUCCGCUGCGAUUGUCUAUGGAUCUCUAGGCUCGGUGCUCCCGCGUAACCUCAAGACAUACACGGACACGCUCCACCUGCUCAAGCGCGAUGCUAGGACUCUGGAAUUUCGCCUUUCCAGUCAUUGUGUCCGCUCCAGUCGCCGGAUCUGGAGCUGGCACUGCCAACUACACAGGGAUCGACAACGGAGAGGGGCGGCUACAAGAGAGUCGCGCAGGUCCGGGGGAACCUGCAGGCUCCUCAGCCGCCAGAGGCGCGGUGAUAAGCUGGUCUUUAUGACCGACAGGGCACUAUCCAGGUAG